UGCCAAAAUAAUCGCCAACGAGUAUUAUUUAAAAAUUUACUUUAUUUCUCUAGAAAACACUAUUUCGUGGAGAACUUCAAAAUGUAAACUCAAGCUAUUUCAAAGUGGAUUUAUGUUGCCAUCAACAAGUUGGGAUUAUGCACGUAAAUUCUGUGUUUUUCUUGGUGGAGCUAUUGUUGGCACGACUGUUAUAUUUAAAAUUUACAAUCCAUUUGCUCUAAUGAAAGCAGAAAUUGAAGAAGGAAGUGCUGAUAUUUUAAAAGAAUAUACGCCUAGAUAUGAAGAAUUGAGGAAACAAUUGGCAAGAGAAGUUGCAAAAAUUGAAGAAAGGAAGAAAAUUGCUUCUAAACUUGGUGUUAAUGAUACAGUCGUCGACAUAAAGAUAGGGACAAGAGUAAUUUAA
Messenger RNA from Meloidogyne enterolobii, 403 nucleotides. NCBI's taxonomy places the organism in Eukaryota, Metazoa, Nematoda, Chromadorea, Rhabditida, Meloidogynidae. The record is from the annotation of a GenBank genome assembly.